Molecule: messenger RNA, 1914 nt
Organism: Kickxella alabastrina
Lineage: Eukaryota; Fungi; Kickxellomycota; Kickxellomycetes; Kickxellales; Kickxellaceae
Product: peptidase family M48-domain-containing protein
Exons: 1
Coding region: 185-1852 (555 amino acids)
Biological process (GO): CAAX-box protein processing
Cellular component (GO): endoplasmic reticulum membrane
Molecular function (GO): metalloendopeptidase activity
Source: RefSeq, a predicted model, not a curated record
UUUGAAAUAUAUAUAUUUUUCUUUCCCUUUCCGCAAAUUUACAUAUUUUAUUCUUCCUCACCUCACCUUACCUCAUCUCAUCUCACUUUAUUUUCCUACGGCUUCCAUCUUCUUUUUGAAUACAUCAGCCAUUUAUUGGUUGAAUUUCACUGCGUAGUUGAAAGAAUACUCUAGACUGACAACUAUGAGCCAGGCAGUCAGUAAUAGCAACAACACCACGCCGGCACGGAGAAACGCCAGCAGCCGCUACGGCGAUGACACCGACUCGGCAAUUGACGCGCAGGCGGCGCUCGUAAUGCGCAAGGGCUUCCUCGACGAUGUCAUUGAUGGAAUCCAGCUCGGGCUCCUUGUAAUUGUGGGCAUCUCCGUUGUGUUUAUUGGAAUCUUUGCCAACAGCCUUCCGACGAUUUUUCCGGCGACAAAGCCAUUCUACGACGCUAUUGUGUCAAUUCCGGGGUUCAUUAUGAAUGUUCCAGAGCAUGCGGCGCUGGCUAUGCUGUAUUUCCCCCGGUCUGUCGACGAGCUAUUUUUCCUUGCGUCGGAUCUGAGAUUCUGGCUUGGCGAGCAGAUGCAUACGCUGCCGUAUAAGGAGUGCGUUCUGGUAUUCUCAUGGGCGACGUAUCUGUGGGAGGCCAAGCUGGAUAUUCGGCAGCGCGACCGCCUGCAUGAGGUGCGGCGUCCUGCGGCCAUUGCGCCGUUCAUCUCGCGCCAGGCGUAUCUGGAGGCCAACGCCUACGGAUUGGACAAGAGCAGCCUCGGGCUGGUAAAAAAUGUUUUUAUGCAGAUCCAGACUACGGUGAUCAUUAUCUACGACCUGACGCCCUGGCUGUGGACCAUUGUUGGCGAUGCGAUGGAUGAGUACCUUGGGUAUGGGCCCGAGUACGAGAUCACUCGGUCGAUUGCGUACUUUUUGGCGGCCACGUAUGUGUCCACGUUCCUUUCGCUGCCAUUUGAUCUGUACUCGACCUUUGUUGUUGAGAAGAAGCACGGGUUCAACAAGCAGACCUUUGGACUGUAUGUGUCGGACAUGGUGAAGAGCCUGGCUCUGACGGCGCUGUUGGGCGGACCUAUCCUGGCAGCGUUCCUGUGGGUGAUCGACAGAACCGGGUCGCAGUUCUACCUGUAUGCGUGGGGGCUGAUGGCGGCGGUGCAGCUUCUGGCCAUUCUGAUAUACCCGACCUUCAUCCAGCCGCUGUUCAACAAGUUCGAUCCGCUGCCCGAGGGCGAGCUGCGCAACGCCAUCGAGGCGCUCGCAUCGCGUCUGAACUUCCCGCUCAAGAAGCUUUAUGUUGUGGACGGCAGCAAGCGGUCGAGCCACAGUAACGCGUAUGUCUUUGGGUUCUUCAGGAGCAAGCGUAUUGUGAUCUACGACACCCUGAUCAACCAGUGCACGACGGAGGAGAUUGUGGCCAUUGUCGGGCACGAGCUCGGGCACUGGAAGAACAACCAUAUCUUGCGCAUGCUCACCGCCGUGCAGCUGCAGACUUUCAUUGUCUUCUUUGCGUUCAGCUGCUUUGUGGGCGAGCGGGCUAUGUACGAGUCGUUUGGGAUGCAUACAAUGCCGACGCUCGUUGGGUUCAUAUUCUUCCAGUUCCUGUAUCAGCCGCUGGACAGUCUUUUGACGUUUGCCAUGAAUGUUCUAUCGCGGGUGCACGAGUUUGACGCGGAUGCAUUUUCGAAGAAGCUCGGGUACGGCGAGCAGUUGGCGUCGGGGCUGAUUAAGCUGCAGAUCGAGAACAAGAGCGUGAUGAACCCUGACCCGCUUUACUCAGCUUACCACUUUUCGCACCCGCCGCUGGUCGAGCGUCUGAACGCCAUCAACGACCCCAAUGUAGCGCCAAAGUCCAACUAACUUUUUUUUAAUUAUUUUCUUUUUCAUAACUGUAAUUCUAUUACAAAAAAGGAAAUAUGAGC